AUGGGCUUGAGUGAAUUAGAAAGAGCAAAUGUGAGACAUGGUGAUUCCCAUACUAGUACUGCAGCAAGAUGGAACCCUGGCAAUGCCGGUCUAGAGACCCAAUAUUUUGUGCAACCAAGCAUGACUAGGCACCUCCUGAACAUACAAGUUGAGAUUGUGGAACCAGCAAAAUGUGGCUUGAUGGUCAGUCCUCCAGGUAUUGCUGAUCAGUUGGAACUUUGCUUUGUGUUUGUUUUUCUUCAAACCCCCAAUCCGCUCUCGCUUGCUGCUAUGGGUUGGGCGGGUUGA
Molecule: messenger RNA, 288 nt
Organism: Ilex paraguariensis (yerba mate)
Lineage: Eukaryota; Viridiplantae; Streptophyta; Magnoliopsida; Aquifoliales; Aquifoliaceae
Source: the annotation of a GenBank genome assembly